Molecule: messenger RNA, 2181 nt
Organism: Oncorhynchus nerka (sockeye salmon)
Lineage: Eukaryota; Metazoa; Chordata; Actinopteri; Salmoniformes; Salmonidae
Exons: 5
Coding region: 16-990 (324 amino acids)
Source: RefSeq, a predicted model, not a curated record
UAUACAAGGUAGAAAAUGGCUGAUGGUGUUCAUGGUCAGAGCUGUUUGAAUGUGACUUACACCAAGAGGAGUAUCUGUGCCUUGAAGGGGUCAACAGUGGACAUUACCUGCACGUAUAGACAUCCCAGCUGGCAUAACGUCACAGAAGUAUCCUGGUUCAACAAAUGGGAGACUGGAGUUACUACAGAUCUAAUCCAGGACCCAGAGUAUGCAGGUCGUGUGAAGUACCAUCCAACUACAGACAAGGACUCCACCCUGAGAAUCACAGACCUGAGAGAGAGUGACUCUGCUGAAUAUAAGUUUAGAUUUACAACAACUGCAGUAAAAUGGGGAAACAGCUUCCCUGGAACAACUCUGAUUGUCACAGACCUGCAGGUGAAGGAGACUCCUGGCACAGAGGAAGGGAAGGUGACACUGACCUGUAGCACCACCUGUACUCUAACUGACAAUCCCACCUACAUCUGGUACAAGAACGGACAACUUCUCACCAACCCAAACACCCAAGAUAACUACCUCUACUUAGACCAAAUCAGCAGUGGGGACGCAGGCAGCUACUCCUGUAGUGUUAAAGGCUACGAGAAUCUCCGUUCUCCUGUUACAUUCUUUGGGGAGCCAAAGUCUUUGAAGAAUGCAGUUGUAGGAAUCAUAGUGGUUAUUCUAAUUCUCAUACUCUGUCUCUUUGGGUUCAUGUGGUUCAGGAAGAAGGCCUCCAAAUCCACCUCUGACACAAGAGACAGAAGAGACACAGCAGAGAACGGACAGAGAGACUCUAAUCCAGUAUAUGACAACAUCUCAGGCAUGAACUUGUCCCCUAUUGCAGCACAGAGAGCGAUCACAGACGAGCAGGAUGAUAUUACCUACGCCAGCAUCCAACACAGAAACCAGGAAGUGCCUCUGGACUCCACCGUCCCACCGUCUCACCCCCAGAAACAGGACGAGGAUUUCCAGUAUGCUACUGUGAAAUUCAACAGCCCCAGUGCUGCUCAAUAGACAUUGGGAGGGAUUCAAUCCAAUCAUAGGUUAUAGACAUUGGGAGGGAUUCAAUCCAAUCAUAGGUUAUAGACAUUGGGAGGGAUUCAAUCCAAUCAUAGGUUAUAGACAUUGUGGCUUUUAAUGUAAUUUUUUUUUUAUGCUUUUGGAAAUGCUAUAUAAUUCCUCAAUUAAAAUGUCUUUGAUUUCGGCUUGAACUAUCUAUUUAAAUUAAAGUACAGGCCAAACUGUUCAGUCCAUAUUCUACUGUUCUAUUAUGGUCAGAGGGGAUAAAAACUGUUCAUUUUUUACAGUAACUUUUUGUUGUCAUAUCUCAAACAGACAGUUUCAGCAUUAAAGAUUCCAGGUUUAAAUAACACAAUAUAACCAAUGUUAUUCAUGAGAUCUUAUAGUAAAUGCACUAUAAAUCAGUGAUCUAAACAUCCCAUCCAUACACCACACUAAACCUACACAUAGGCUGUGUCUGGAAAGGCAUCCUAUUCCCUAACUACUGUGACACUGCAGACACAGCUAUCCUCUCUAACAGUUAGGAGCCAAAUGAAUGAUGCCAGGAACUCUAAAUGUAAUUACAGUGGGGAGAACAAGAAUUUGAUACACUGCCGAUUUUGCAGGUUUUCCUACUUACAAAGCAUGUAGAGGUCUGUAAUUUUUAUCAUAGGAAUACUUCAACUGUGAGAGACGGAAUCUAAAACAAAAAUCCAGAAAAUCACAUUGUAUGAUUUUUAAGAAAUUAAUUUGCAUUUUAUUGCAUGACAUAAGUAUUUGAUACAUCAGAAAAGCAGAACUUAAUAUUGUCACGGUUCAUGAAUCCACUGCCUCCUUUUCCUUCUCUCUCUCUCUCUCUCUCUCUCUCCCGUGUUUGUGUGGGCGUGGUUCCCAAUCUCGGCCUGAUUGUCUGCGCCAGCUGGAAUCACUUAUCUUCCCUUUAUAUGUUCUGUAACCAGUGUUUCUUGUUGUCAGAUCGUUGUUACUUCCCUGAGGUUGUGUCGUGUGUCCGUGCUCAUCUCUCGCCGCCCUUGUGUGGAUUAUCUGCUGUGCUCCUUCCUACCCAUCCGGACACUCUCCCCUGGGUUUCUCAGCACGCUCACAUAGGAGGAUGCGCCCUAGUCCCUGGGUCGGAUUCUGUCUGAGUACAGUCUGUCUGUCCUGUUGCUGCUGUAACCUGUAUUCAUUAAACCAUCGUUGCUUGCA